Molecule: messenger RNA, 776 nt
Organism: Nerophis lumbriciformis (worm pipefish)
Lineage: Eukaryota; Metazoa; Chordata; Actinopteri; Syngnathiformes; Syngnathidae
Gene: pane1
Product: proliferation associated nuclear element
Source: RefSeq, a predicted model, not a curated record
UUAUUUAGAAAAGAAGCGCGCAGAUCAAAAUGGCGCAGGGAUGUCGACACUCGGCGGCGAGACAUCGCUAACUUCUUAAUACACACAAGUUUCGAAGUUACCUGUUGGUGCCACCAUGUCGUUACUAAAACCAUUUAGUAAACUGCCUGACUUGAAAACCGCGAGCAUAUUGCUGGUGGAGAGAGAAGAAGAGUUUCAUCACAGAUUAGCUGACGCUCUAGUGAAGGAGACGGCGGUCACAUUGAGUGUGAGACUGGCGAGGAGUCUGCCCUUCAAACACGAGCCCAGUCGCCCCAGAAUAGACCUGGUGGUCUUUAUCAUCAACCUCACCUCAGAGCUCAGUCUACAUUCUGCGGAAGAUUCCCUCAAGUAUUUGGACCCUGGAUAUUUCCUCGGAAAAGUCUGCUUCAUGGUCACCAACGCCCGUAACGCCGCCGUCCCCGCAGAGCGCCUGGAUGCUGUCAGGAAGCUGGCCGCAUCACACUGCUGCACGCUGCUCUUUGCCGAGGAUAAGACAGCAGAUGGUGCGCCCAACGCGGCGGAGAGGCUGCUGAGUAUUCUGAAGGUGGCGGCCGGCCUGGUUCCCAUGACAACGGCUCUCUAUCUGUCACACCUGAAUUUGUGCACCAUGCCCUCAGACGUGGACGAGAUGGGCUUCGAUUAGCAGCGUGCUCCUUUUGCGUAUUUAUGUAGUCUUUCAUCUUUUUAGGACGUCGUCUUUCUCCUUUUUGAGAACAUACUUGUUUGUAGGCAUAAAUAUGACUAAAACCUUUUAA